AUGGUUUAUAGUAAAGCUCGUUGGAAAUGGCAUGAAUGUUUGCAAGCUCGCGACGAAAUUACCAGUAAUGAUUCUGAAUGUGACAAUGAAGAUUUUACCGACAAUGACUGCAUCUCAACACAUCAGCAAGGUUUGAAUGAUGAAACCAACGAAACAAAUUCUUCUAUUUCAAAUGAUGAUCUUUUUAGCAAACAACAAAAAUUAAAAGAACAAGCAAAAGUUGCUCUUGUACUCGGCGCUAAAAUGGCUCGAAUGCAAGUAGAAAUUGAACGAGAAGGUUUGGAAAAGAAACGAUCAUCGUUUUACGAUAUUAUUGGUGUUGAUACAAAUGGCGAUCGACAAUUAACAACCGAUUUAGUUCGAAAAAUGAAUAUGGACCAAUUGCAAAUGAUGAUCAAUGAUCUCUAUAGUCGAAUUGAAGAGAACAAUAAUCAAUUAGUAAAUCUUUUAAUCGAACGAGAUUCAUUGAGUAUGGAACAAGAUUCAAUACUUGUUGACAUUGAAGAUCUAUCGAAACGAUUGGACGAACUUGAAAUUAAUCUACCAAAACAGUCGCCCUCCAAUGAACAAACAGAAUCUAUUUAUGCGGCUAAAAGUCUUGCACCAGAUGUUCCGAAAAAAUCUAUUUUUCAAUAUUUUUUCCGAAAGACAAUGUUUACUUAA
This is a messenger RNA of Rotaria socialis, 663 nucleotides long. NCBI's taxonomy places the organism in Eukaryota, Metazoa, Rotifera, Eurotatoria, Philodinida, Philodinidae. The record is from the annotation of a GenBank genome assembly.